CAAGGCGCAGGCACUCAUUCUCCGUUGUACGUCUGGAGGCGGUAGUUGUGAGUGCUCUGAAUGGUGCCAUACGGAAGAAAACGGAACAGUAAAAUUAGGACGAAAUAAAAACUAAUGGGAACAUUGACAGAAACAUCCUAGCCUCUCACUGAAGAUAAUGGGCACUGUUAGCAUUCUUUAUAUGUUGAAAACGGAAAUUCUCGCCAUAUUUUUGAGGUGGCGUGUGUGCUGUAUGGCGAGCUCAACAUGGCGCUGCAAUGCAUAACCAAACUGAAUUAGUUUAUUGAGACCUACGACCGUUGUUGUCACCUGUGCUCCUUGAAACAUUCACGACAACGAUUCAUUUGGUGUAUUUUUACUAAUGGAUAUAUUUACUGGGGGCAGAAACGUAGCCUAUCACUGCUACUCCGUGGAUGAGGUCGUUCAUUGUCGCCUACUCGUCUUUCCCGGAUUUUUACCAACUGGAAAUGUAUAAAGACUAAGGAUGUUUUCGUAGUCUAAUCUUACCGACAUGUCAUUUAACAAGCACAACAUUGUCACCCCUGUUUGCUGUAAAGUUAAAUUACAAAAGUGAUAUUUCCCCUGACGCACGAACUCUCGUCGGGUCGUUUUGACUGACUCGUGGAGCCUAGAGAACACGGCCAAAAAGUUCCAACUGGACAUUUUGUGUUUUGGCCAAGGACAAUCGAAAUUAGAGAAAUUAUUCUGGGAUUUCUAUCAGGAUUGUACCAGUGAGGGAUGGUGGGAGGCAGACUACCCAUGUGGACCUAACCAUCCAGGAACCACCACAUCACACAAAGCAUGGUGGAUGCGAGUGCUGCUUGCAGAAUGAACCCGCUAGCUGCCCUGGGCAUGGACCGUAGCAGCCUGAUGAGGGAGAGCCUCCGUGUCCACGGAGGGAUGGUCUACCCGGGCAUUCGCACCCUGUCCGCCUCCGAAAAAGCCAGGGAGGGGGUCUCCUCCUUGCCCCUGGGCUAUGACCUUGUCUACAAACCUGAAGGGUUGACCUUGGACAGCAGGAAGCCUGGUAACGGUUACGUGGGUCUGUAUAAGAGCUCUCCCCCCGGGUUGCAGAGGCCUGGUGGAGGAGGGGAGGGCCUGGGGAUGGAGCGGCGUGUGGGGCCUGGAGAUAAACCCUCUGAGCUGGGCCUCAACGGCAGCAACGGCUUCCUGCGACUGCCCUGGGCAGUAAACCCGUACGCUGACCCCGGACUGUACCCCUUCCUGGACUCCUCCAAAUACGCAGCCCUCAACAUGUACAAGGCCUCGUUCCUGUCCCAGCCCUCACCCUACCUGCCCCAGCACCUGGCCUACCAGUCCCUGUGUGGAGGGGCGGGGGGUACCGCUGCUGGGGCAGAGCGCCUCUUCUACAUGCCCCCGUACCCCCCGGCCCCCAUCUCCUCCCCCCUGGCCCCUCCUAUGAGGAUCCCCAUGGCCACGGUGGUCCCCAACACCCUCUCCCCGAUGCAGGGCCUGGGGCCCCGGAUCCACCACGAGUCCUCCCCCUACGGGUCCCAGCUUCACCAGCAGCACCAGGCCCACCAGCAGUCCCAACCCCAUCACCAGUCACAUAGUGACAGGCAGCCCCAGUCCCAACCCCAUCACCAGUCACAUAGUGACAGGCAGCCCCAGUCCCAACCCCAUCACCAGUCACAUAGUGACAGGCAGCCCCAGCCCCAGUCCCAACCCCAUCACCAGUCACAUAGUGACAGGCAGCCCCAGUCCCAGUCUCAACCCCAUCACCAGUCACAUAGUGACAGGCAGCCCCAGUCCCAGUCUCAACCCCAUCACCAGUCACAUAGUGACAGGCAGCCCCAGUCCCAACCUCAUCACCAGUCACAUAGUGACAGGCAGUCCCAACUCCAUCACCAGUCACAUAGUGACAGGCAGUCCCAACCCCAUCACCAGUCACAUAGUGACAGGCAGUCCCAACCCCAUCACCAGUCACAUAGUGACAGGCAGUCCCAACCCCAUCACCAGUCACAUAGUGACAGGCAGCCCCAGUCCCAACCCCAUCACCAAUCACACAGUAGAGACAGGCAGUGCCAGUCCCAACCCCAGUCCCAUAGUGACAGGCAGCACAACAACAGCAGCAGUAGUAAGCCCAGCCGGACUUCCUCUAGUAAGAGCUCUGGCAGCAGCAUUCACAACAGUAGCAGUAUUACCAGUAGUAGCAGUAGUAGUGCUGGGACUGGCAUUAGCAGCAGCCUACCAGUGGACUCCACCCAAGCACUUAUAAUGCAGUCCUCCCGCACAGCCCCCCACCCUCCCCAGACCUCAGUCCCUCCCCCCUCUCCUCUCAUAGACAACAGCACUUUGGACAUCCAGAAGUCACUGUUCAGAAGCCCCCCCUGCUCCACCACCACCACCACCUCUUCCUCCUCGUCGGUGUCCCAUCCUUUCUACAUGAGCAGCAUGGCCUCUGAGCACCGCUCCCCGGUGCGGUCCGGCAGCAACACCCACAAAGCCAAACCCAAAGAGCAGGGCAGCAGCUCAGAGCACAGGAAUGUGGAGAGGAAUGGGGAAAGGAAGCGGAGCCAGUCCCCUUUAAAGACUUUGUCCUCUGAUAGACCAGCAGUACUACAGGCUCCUGCCAAAGACCCUGCGGACAAGCCUCUGGAUCUGUCAGCCAAAAUCCUGGAGCUGGAAGGCUCCCCCAACGGAUUCCCCCCAAAACUAGAGGCCUUGGCUAAGCUGGGCUACUCGCCCGCGGCUCGAUACGGCUUACCCCCCAGCCGGGAGCUCCUCAAAGAGACCCUCUCCCCGUCAGGGGCUUCCUCCAAAACCCCUGAGAGGCCUGAGAUCAUUAGCACUUUACGCUCCUCCUGGGUGGUGCCCAGCCCGACCCCGGUCCACGACAGCUCCAGCUCAGACGCCAACCACAACAAAGACCCCUCCGUCAUCAAACAUAAAAACCUGGAGAAACUUUCUUCGCCCCAGCAGCGAAGCUCUUCCUGUCCCAGGAUAGGUGAGGUCGAUGGGGCUGUCGUCCCCAGCCAUGCCCCAGCUGUGGUAGCUCCUUCUGGGAGCCGACCGUCCUCUGCCUCCCCCUCUCCCAAGGUCAACGGUGAUUGGCCAAGAUCCUCCCCCAACUACUCGGAGACAGCCCCUUCUUCCAACAGAGUGGGCAGCCAUCCCUCUUCUGGGAAGCCAUUGAAACCCCUCAAGAAACCAGAGGCUCAGGAGAUGCCCUUCAAACCCCAGCAGCCGCCCCACUUAGACAACAGCCAUCCGUCCGGCCACCCCCCCAGCCACCUCUACCUCCCCCAGAGUGACGGCUAUCUGCCCCCUAGCCUAGCCUACGCUAACAGAUACCUGCCCUACUCAGUCCAGGAGAGCAUGUCCCUGCCCCACAUGCCCAUGCCAGGCAAAGGCCCAGUGUACCCCCACCCUGUUCUGCUGGGCAGCAGCAGCCUGUACCCACCCCGCUUGCCCCCCAAGCACGGCCUCCCGUACGGCAUCCCCCCCAGCCACGGGGACUACCUGACCUUCCAUGACUCCCAGGAGAUGGUCCACCCCCUCAUGUCCUCCCCCCACACAGGCCUGGACCUCAAGACCAGCGAGCGGCUGCAGGAGCUCAGGUCCAAGCCCAAGGAGAAGGUUUGGCAGCACCACGAGGACUCUGCCCUGGCCUACAAGAGCCAGACCCAGGCCUCAGACACUAAACACACCCGCAGGGGGGACAGAGAGACCGACAGGUCCACAGGCCUGGGCUCAAAGAGCUUCAACCACAAGCCCCUGACGGGAGCUAGAGAGGAGAUAGUCUGUAUCGACUUAAUCCAAGACGAUGGGGACAGCGACUCUCCCCUGACCAAAGCUGUCUCUCCAUGUGCUAAGAGAGGAGACCCCUCCAAACCUGUGGGUAGUGGGAGUAUCGGGAGAAACGAGGGGAGAGAGGCAGAGCUCCAGCACAUGCUCCGUACCGGCCAGGCUGUUGAACUCAGGCCAGGCCAGGCCCACAGGCAGGCAGAGCAGCAGCAGCAACGCAGCCAGCUGUGGCUGGGCUUCCACCCUUCCUCCCUCCGUCCCUCUCCCCCCUCCCUCUCCCCCUGCCCUUUCCCCAGACGUGAGGAGGACAGCCCCAGCCCUGCAGGGAGCAGCCCCAUCUCUGACCUGCCAGAGGAGCAGACCCUUCGCUGCGCAAGGACUUCUGGAGACCGCACCUCUUGGGACCGUAGAGAGCAAUCUUUAGAGGGCUUUAAGAGCAGGGACUGUACUUUUGAGGACCCCACCUCUGUGGACCGUAGUUCUGGGGACCGCAGUUCCUGGGACCAUACACGUGUGGAUCGUACAUGUAGGGACCGCUCUUGCGAGGACCGCACCUCCGCAGACCACUCUCCUAGGGAACACACCUUGAACGAAUCUGGGUUUAGGAAUGAAAGGACCAUGGACCACUACUCGGACCUGGACAAGGACAUGCACACGGACACAGAGUCCCACGAGGGUGAGGAGUACGACGACCAAGGCUGCCCCAGGGCCAGGAGGUCCAGCCUGGCCAAGCGCAUCGCUAACUCCUCUGGCUACGUUGGUGACCGCAUCAAGUGUGUCACCACCGAGCUGUACGCCGACUCCAGCAAGCUGAGCAGAGAGCAGCGGGCACUGCAGAUGGAAGGCUUAACACAAGAGGACAGUAAAUUAAGUCAACCUGCUGCUUACUGUGAGCGUGCUAUGCUGCGCUUCUCUGAGCUGGAACUGAAGGAGAAGGAGGGAGGAGGGGCGGCGGUGGACUUGGCAGACAGCCAGUGCGAGCGGAGAGAGGGGGAUGGAGGAGAGGACAGGGCGCGCUGCCAAGGCCCAGCCAGAACGGGGCCAGGGGCCACAGCCCUCACAGACGAGGCUGAGAAGGACGGUGUGCAGCCGACGUGCCCCAACAACAGAGUGCCUGUUCUCCAGCGAUGCCCACACACCGAGGACCUCCCACCCAGAGAGAGGGAGCAGGCUGGCCCCGACCUGGAGGAGAGGAAGAGGGGGAUGAUGAUGGAGAAAGAGGAGAGGGUGUGUAUGCUCCCACAGGAGCGGUCUGCCAGCCUGCCCACGGCCCCAGUGGAAAGGCUGGCCCAGAAGGAUGCCAACCCUGGCUUCAUGCCCACCAUGCCAGCCUCCAUGCCCACCGCGGUGCCUGGCAGGAAACACGCAUAUGCCCUGGAACCGUGCCAGCCACUCCAGGCCGACAGCCAGGGGAAAGAGCGGGAGGAAAAUGAGAGAGAAGAGAUGGAGGAGACGAUGGAUGUUCCAGCCAAAAGAGCCAGGCUAACAAACGGACCCACUGAGCCCGUCCCAGAGGAGCUAAAGAACCUCAAGGUGUGUAUCGAGCUGACCGGCCUCCGACUCAGCAAGCCCCGCCUCGCCCAGGAGCUCAGCCAAUGGCAGGCAGCCACCCAGAGGUCGACAGAGGUCAACGGAAGCAUCGCCAUGACGACGACCAUGCCCAACGGGUGCCCCGAGGUUGGCGUCAAAGACAGGAAGGUUGCUUCACAGGAAGACCGGAGCCUGAAACGCAGGUCAGAGGUCAACGGCCACGCCUGGUGCCACAAAACGUUUGGUCACGGUGACAUCGAGCGAGUGGUGCUGCCAUCUGUUCCUCUGACCCCAGCGCAUCGGGACCGCCUCUCCCGGACCCCGUCCAACACCCCUGUCAGAAGACCACCCCUCCAGACCAACAUCCCUGCCCUCACCCCCUUUCACUCCCUGGCCCCUGCACACCCCCACAUCACCCUCACCCCCAGCCCUCCACGGCUGUCAGACAAGAGACAGAGGCUAAAAGAACACUGCAGGACCAGUGCUCUGGGACUGGGAUCCCCCCACCUCGGCCCUCACCCCGACCAUGACCCCAACCCAACGGGGGACCUGUUGGCCCCCAGACUCCGUCGGCACGGCGACCAGGACAAGCCCAAGGGCAAGCGGCAGUGCAAGACUAAACACACCAGGGAGAGGCUGGGGCUGGGGAAUGAAGAACUGAGGGAAGAGAGGGAGAAUAAGCAGGUCAAGGAAAAGCACUGCAGCGAGAAGCGGAGGAGGUCUUCAUCCCUGUCGGAUUACUCCCACUCCUCCCCCGCCCCCCCUCUCACCCCGCCCCCCCAGCUCAGCCCUCUGCCCAGCCCUCCAGAGACCCAGGACCGCACGCCAACCCCCUCCAACCCCCCGGUGCCCACCUCUACCCCUGCCAGCCGCUCCAUGCCUCCCGAGGCCCGCAGGCUCAUCGUCAACAAGAACGCAGGAGAGACCCUGCUGCAGAGGGCUUCCCGCCUAGGAUACGAGGAUGUAGUGCUGUACUGCCUGGAGAACAGGGUGUGUGACGUCAAUCACCGUGACAACGCGGGCUACUGUGCGCUGCACGAGGCAUGUGCACGUGGCUGGCUUGCUAUCACUCAGCACCUGCUGGAGCACGGUGCCGACGUCAACUGUAGCGCCCAGGAAGGCACCAGGCCCCUCCAUGACGCCGUAGAGAAUGACCAUCUGGAAGUGGUCCGUCUGCUGCUGUCCUACGGAGCUGACCCCACCCUGGCUACAUACUCUGGCCGCAGCCUCCUCCGCAUGACCCACUCCCCCGGCAUGGAGGGAUUCCUCUCUGAGUAUUUUUCCGACCUGAAGGGGCGUGAAGACACUGACGAAGGCAUCUACUGGGAGUUUUACGGCAGCGCCGUGUGUGAGUCAAGUGAGGACCCAGCAGCCUAUGACAUCCUGGCUAACCCCCCAGGCCCAGGAGAGGAGGAGGAGGAGGACACGAGGCAGGGGUUUGAGUUUGAGUUCUCUGACCGACCCCUCCUGCCCUGCUACAACAUUCAGCUCUCCCUCUCACAGGGUCCCAGAAACUGGCUGCUCCUAUCAGACGUCCUGAAGAGACUCAAAAUGUCCUCCAGGGCGUUCAGGGCAGCCUUCGCCAAUCUGGAGGUAGCAACCAUCGCCGAGGCAGAGUUCUACAAGCAGGCGUCACUGUCGCAGCUCUUCUCGUGCCCCGACGAGCUCGCCGCCUUCCUCCCCGACAGCAAGGAGCUGCUGGACCUGGUUGAGACCAGCUCGGAGCUGGCUGCGCUGCUGGGCUCCUCGCUAGAGUGUUUGGACAACCGAUGGGAGCCCAAAGGGGCCCGGGUCAAAGCUAAAGCCCGCUCGUGACCCUGAGAUACACACACAGAGGGUGACUCAAUAAGAUCUACUUUCUCCUGAAGUGGGCACUCCUUCACUAGUUCCCACAAAUCUGGUGCAGUUAUUUGGCUAGUGGUAGUUUUCCACCAUAUUUCUUAUACCAGUCCUUUCCUUUCAAAUCAGUGAAGGGAAGUGAACACUUUAGGAGGAAGGAGAGAGCAUUGGGACGUAGCCAACACACAUGCUCCAUGCGUAUCUAGUGUACGUUCCCAUGCCGUGUGAGGACUGGACGUUGAAUACUGGACAAUAUCCCUUCAAAGAGGAAACCGACCCCAGCGCCACACAAACUGCAUUUUUAAAAUAAAUAUAUUAUAUAUGUAUAUGUAUACAUUAACAGACAAUUUAAUUUGUUCUAUAUGUAUGUAUGUGUAUAUAUAUAUAUAUAUAUAUAUAUAUAUAUAUAUAUAUAUAUAUAUCUCCAUACUGUAUAUCUGCUGCUUUGGUUGUCAUGUUGUGGUCAGGUUGUCGGUUUUGACUAGGCUAGUGAACAGGUCAGGAGCAAUGUGAGUCGAAUUAGGACCUCUGAGGUUAAGGUUAUUGUUUGACUUUGGAUCAUGGCAGUGCACUUGAUUUGAGCUUUACCGACCCAUCGGACUUUGUCAGGUGUUAGAUAGAUAGAUAUAUAUAUAGAGGUGAACUGUGACAAAAACAUUUUAGCACUCAUGGCUCAUCCCAAAGAUUUGGGGAUUUUUAUUUUCAACAUUGUCUAAAAACCUAGCUUUAUUUGUCUCUUAUUUAUGACAAUGAGGAAUUAAGAUAUUUGAUGUGGGUUUUUUGUAAAAUAUAAAUGUAAGAUACUACAUGACAUGUCAAUUGAAGAGUGAGAUUCAUGCUUGAACUUGUAAAUAAGAUGACCAUUUCAGUAACUGUUUUUCUGACUGGGGUGUUUGAUUGAUUUGUUUGUUUUGGCAAUGUAAGUGUUUAAACUUUGUAAUUAAAUACACUAUUAUUUGUAUUUAUAUUUUACAAAAAAGUUCAUUUAAAUAAAUCGCAAUAAAAGUGGA
Molecule: messenger RNA, 8147 nt
Organism: Salmo salar (Atlantic salmon)
Lineage: Eukaryota; Metazoa; Chordata; Actinopteri; Salmoniformes; Salmonidae
Product: BCL-6 corepressor
Biological process (GO): negative regulation of transcription by RNA polymerase II
Cellular component (GO): nucleus
Molecular function (GO): protein binding; transcription corepressor activity
Source: RefSeq, a predicted model, not a curated record